UAACUGUUGCUGUACAAUUUAAAACAAACGAAUUAUCGAGAACAAGUAUAAUUAUGUGAAAAGUGAAACAUUGUCCGUUAUCAUGGAAGAAAUUUUUCAAAUACUUCACGAAAGUAAUUUAAAUAAUGAAGAAGAAUCGGAGGAUAUUGCUGAAAGCGGUUCCUUGCAAAAUUUAAAAAGGGAUACUGAAGAAUUGCUUGCGAAUGCAAGGUGCACUAUAGGAAGUGUUGAAUACGCAAGUUUGAACAAAAUGUUGGCCAUCUGUUAUUUAAAGAUGGGUAAUGAACUUGAAGCUAUAUGUCGAUUAAUCGAGUCGCACGCAGUCAUACUUCGUCAACAAAUAUUGCACAGGUGUGUGAAGACAAAGAUGCAAGAACUGAUUUUAAAUACAAAAAAAUUCUAUGGACUUAGGUCUUCCUACGUAGAGUUUGAUAUAAACUUGCCAAAUAGUGUUGAUAAUGUAAAAGCAAAGCUCUUUGAUUUACCCACAGAAUGGUAUGUGAUUCAAAUUACUGCUCAAUAUAAGUCUCCAGGUAUUUCUGAAAAUCGCAAAUCCAUAUUUAACGAAAUGCAAGCUGUGCAUAUUAUCGUACUACCAACAGGAACUAAAGAGACGGAACCUUUGUGUAUAACAUUACCAAAGCCAAAAUUUCAUUAUCCCUAUGACAUUUGUGAUGAAAUCCAGAAAAUACUUUCUAAUAAUAGAUCAGAACUCGAGGCUACUUAUGCAAACCAUGAAUUAUAUUGGAAAAUGCGCAAUCGGCAAAAUGAUAGCAUGAGGACAGCUAUACACGCAUUGGAAUACACGUGGUUACGAGAAUGGAGGAUCUUAUUUAUGGCAGAUCCAAUAGACAAACAUGAUUUAGUAACAGACAUUGUACAAAUGAUUGAUAAACUUAUAUCAGACAACAAAGUACAAUGGAACAUACCAAAACGAUCUGUGUGGUUACUGAAAAAAAUAGCACUUGGUGCAUGUUUUCUUACACGCGAAGAAAUAGCAUAUGCGGUAAAGUAUGUGCUUUCUGGUUAUGACAAACUUGCUGAUAAUAUUAUACUGUCCAUAUAUGGCAAAUUGUCAUGUAUACAAGAAUUAAAAGAUGCAACUAGAAAGACAUUGGUUUUAAUUGUCGACGAACAUAUGGAUUACAUACCCUUUGAAUCUAUGAAAAUCUUACAAUGUCAUCCCAUUACUCGUUUUCCAUCGCUGCACGUUGCGCACGCAUUAUUUAAGGAACACGAAAGUACCAUGAAAAAUGGCUGUAAAAUAAUUACAGUUAAAAAUGAUAUGGGCACGUGUAUUGUUAACCCAUCAGGAAAUUUAUGUAAAAUGGAAAAACGCAUCCGACUUUUUAUUGAACACUGGUUACCAAACUGGAAAAGUUCGUACGGUGUUGAACCACAAGAAAUUUUCAAAGAUACUUUAAUUAAUCGUGAUAUAUUAAUGUACAAUGGGCAUGGUAAUGGGAUACAAUAUUUACCAGGAGAACAAAUUGAAAGACUUAAGGUGAAGUCAAUUGUUUUAUUAUUUGGUUGUAGUAGUGUAAAAUUACUUGAAGUGGGAGGACGUUAUCCACCGCACGGUGUUUCAAAUCGGUAUUUAAUAGGAAGCAGUCCAUGCGUACUCGGUAUGUUAUGGGAAAUUACAGAUGUUGAUAUUGAUAAAAUGACUACAAAUUUCAUUAGUAGUUGGAUUCCAUCGCCAUUAAACAGACCAUGGGCUGAUGUCGACAUUAAUAUGUGGCUUGCGGGUAUUUUGAAAUUUCCAAAGAAUUCACAAAAGGUCGGUCUAAAUAUUCCUCUGGAACCUGAGAUGUUGAGAGCAGUGGCAAAGUCUAAAUAUGCCUGUUCUCAGUAUAUGACCGCGGCAGCAAUAGUGAUACGAGGAUUGCCAAUAAAGUUGAUUUAAAUUGUAAAUGUAAAUACGAUACAGAUGAAUGCAAAUAUUUUAUAUUAAUUUAUAUAGACUACAACUUAAUUACAAAUGCAAAAUCAGACUCUCGCGGUUUUGUUGCCUCUCAUUCAGCGUGGCUUGUGUUAGAAUCGACUGUGGUAGUAAUACUGCAUGAGCUACACUGUGGGUGGACACUAGAAACACCACAUUCCGUUCUUUAAAUUGUGGCUCAAAUGUUUUCCGAGAUAUCUGCUGCAAAAAAUCGUCAAU
Messenger RNA from Colletes gigas, 2161 nucleotides. It is a transcript of the gene Sse, whose product is annotated as separin. NCBI's taxonomy places the organism in Eukaryota, Metazoa, Arthropoda, Insecta, Hymenoptera, Colletidae. The record is from RefSeq and is a predicted model, not a curated record. The transcript is spliced from 9 exons. Gene Ontology annotation, biological process: proteolysis; meiotic chromosome separation. Gene Ontology annotation, molecular function: cysteine-type endopeptidase activity. Gene Ontology annotation, cellular component: mitotic spindle; centrosome; cytoplasm. Bases 83 to 1906 code for a protein of 607 amino acids.